GACGGCGAGGAGGCCUGGGAGGAGGAAGAGGAGGUGGAGGAAGGCGCCGCCGAGGGCCUGCGGACCCGCUGCCUCUUCUGCGACAGGUUGUUCAGUUCUGCUGAAGAUGUGUUCUCCCACUGCAAAGCAGAGCAUCAGUUUGAUGUGUGUGAUGUGAUCAAGAAACACGGACUUGAUUUUUAUGGAUACAUUAAACUGAUAAACUUUGUUAGAUUAAAGAAACCAACAGCAGCAUGCUUGAGUUCACUCAGCAGCCCACUGCCUUGGGAAGGAGAGGAAUAUUUGAAACCAGAGCUAGAAGAUGAUCUCCUCCUGCAGUUUGAUAUAGAAGAUCUUUGUGAACCUGCAAAUGUUUUAUCUUCUAAUGGUUUAAAUGAUACCAUGAUACUCCUUGAACAAUUAAAACAUGCAGAACACAGAGCAAGACUUGCAGAAGCAGCCUUGGCUAGAGCACAAGAUGAUCUUCAGAAAAUGAAACAAUUUGCACAGGAUUUUGUGAUGAACGCAGAUGUCAGGAGCAGCUCGUCAUCCAGCGCCAUCGCAGACCUUCACGAGGAUGAGGAUGGUGUUUACUUCAGCUCCUAUGGGCAUUAUGGGAUACAUGAAGAGAUGCUAAAGGAUAAAGUGCGUACGGAAAGCUAUCGUGACUUCAUCUAUCAAAACCCACAUAUCUUCAAGGACAAGGUGGUUUUGGAUGUUGGCUGUGGAACUGGAAUACUCUCCAUGUUUGCUGCCAAAGCAGGUGCGAAGAAAGUGAUUGGAGUUGACCAAUCUGAAAUUGUCUAUCAGGCCAUGGACAUCAUUAGAUUAAACAAACUUGAAAAUACCAUUACAUUGGUCAAAGGAAGAAUUGAAGAAGCUGAUCUGCCUUUGGAAAAAGUGGAUGUAAUUAUAUCUGAAUGGAUGGGUUAUUUCCUUCUUUUUGAGUCAAUGCUGGAUUCUGUCAUCUAUGCAAAGGACAAGUACCUGGCAGAGGGAGGCUCAGUUUAUCCUGACAUUUGCACCAUUAGUCUAGUAGCUGUUGGGGAUAUGAAUAAACAUGUGGACAAGCUGCUUUUCUGGGAAGAUGUAUAUGGCUUUGACAUGUCUUGCAUGAAGAAGGCUGUAAUUCCAGAAGCUGUUGUGGAGGUGCUGGAUCCAAACACGCUGAUAUCUACAGCCGCUGUCAUUAAGCGUAUUGACUGUAAUACUGCAUCCACUCCAGACUUAGAAUUCUCUUCAGAUUUCACCCUGACCAUUACAAUGAGCACAAAGUGUACGGCAGUUGCUGGUUAUUUUGAUAUAUUUUUUGAGAAGAACUGUCACAACAAGGUCUUGUUUUCAACUGGUCCCCAGUGUACCAAAACACACUGGAAACAGACAGUUUUUCUCCUGGAGAAACCAAUUCCUGUAGAAGCAGGAGAGGCCCUGAGAGGGAAGAUAACAGUCUGCAAAAACAGAAAGGAUCCACGGUCCCUCUUUAUAACCCUUUCAGUGAAGGACAUGCAGCAGACCUACAGCCUUCAGUGAAAAUUCUGUGCAUAUAACUUUGAGAAAUGUUCAAUUUAAAUGUUAGAUUUAACUGUGGAUAACUGUUUCUAAAUAUCCAAAAAUGGUACUCUCUUCGAUUUUUGUAUGUGUAUGAGCACACAAGAAUAUGAAAGGUUUACCUAGAACUGAGAAUGCAUUAUUUGAAUGCUCUUGUACUGGGAUAUGGAGACUGAUGACAAAAUCAGAUCCUGCUGUGCUUCACGUGAUGUGGGAAAGUCAGGAAAGAUGUUUUUUGGGUUACAUGAGACUGCUAGGUAAGAAAAGUCAGAUUAAAGUCUUGCUGUGAGGAACAGUAAAUAUGAUCUCUCAAUAUUGUUUUACUUUCCAACUGGAAAGAUCCUUGUGCAAUUCUUUUUUAGGAAAGAAGCAGCUAAAUCACGUUCCAGUGCACCUCAACAGUAGCUGGAAAAUCCCGAUGAAAACAAGUUUGGAAUUCCGACUGCAGGAUUGCAGCAACAAAGACUUUAUUUUUAUUACACUUCUGGAAUUAAAAAGUUGUAACUUUUGAGUUAGAUUUAUCUAAAUAAAUGAACCGAGUAUGUUAUAUAAUGUGGUUGCCAGUUUCCCUGUUUUCUAUGUAAUUGGAAAUUCUUCUAUCUAUCCAGUAAUGGUUCAUUUAUUUGUAGCUGCAGUUUUUGUCUGUACUAGGCUAUUGGAGCGUAGGUGGAUGGAAGUGUAUAUUUUAGCAGCUUUAGGAAAAAUACUGUGAACAAAUAGCAGCAGUUGCUGAAAUGGUGGAUUUAGUUCGGGUGCUUACAGAAAAUGAAAAAUCAGGGAUUGACCCUUGUGUCGUCGUGUUUAAACACUUUAAACUGCAGAAGGCUUGGAACUGAGCAUAACACCAUGCAGUUUACAUGUUUGUGUUGUACACGUAUAUUUGUGUUAAAAGCAAUUUCAAAAAUCAUUGCAAGAAGCAAAGAUUACAGUGUUUUGCUGGUGAUCUCUGAGCUGCUGUUAAAUGAUGUUCGAGCCUUUUUCAGGACUAAGACAAGAAGGAAAUUCUUUCCCUUGGAAUCUGCUCCACAAAGUUUGGGUAAUGGUAUAUUGUGUAACGGGGUGAAACACUCUUUUGCCUGUAACUCAAGGGGAGUGUUACCAGUGGCAGUACCACUAUGGCAGAAAAGUGGGAACUUGUAUUCCAGAAGCUGAAAUUCUCCUGCGACACAGCACUUGAUUUCAUACAGUGAAGUGGGCAUUAAUACCGAGUGACAAUUGCUGCAGUGCUACUCUUGUUUUCAGCUGGAAACAGACUUGUGCAUCGGUAUUUCAUCUUAUACUGCUUUUAUUCUCUCCUGGAAAUGUGGCUUACUAAUUUGUAUCCAAAUAGUUUCCUUGGCUUGCAGGGGUGGAGUGGAGAUUCUUUCCUGUAUGAAAACUGUUGAACUACCUUUAGAGCCUUAAAUGUCCUGAUUAACUUCUAGAUGUUCAAGAGCUCAGUUCACAUAUGCAACUUAAUAGUUGCUCAGGUGCUGAGCUCCUAGUCUGGUCAAUUCAUUUUAAUGGUCUAAAGGAGAGCGUGACCACCCUUGUUGACACCUUGGUGGUUAUGUUCACCUAAUAAUAAGUGUCAAUUCACUGCUUGCACUGAUUUUUAGAUCCCUUCAUUUUAUGCAAGUGAGACUGCCCAGUUUACAAAUUCUACCUAUUUUCAGAGUUUUGUUUUCCAGAUAGGCUUUACUAUAAAAAAUGAAUUGCAAAUGAGACAGUUGCACACACACACACAAAAAAAUCAAAGAUGAAAGGUUUAUUUCACAGUAGUAUCUGACAAGUAUGAACACUCUACAGUGAUACAGAUGAUGUGCAAGUCUCGGUGAUGUGCUAACAUUUUUCUAGCUUGGUGACAUACUCCUUUUGAAAAUACACUGAUAAUCUUCAAUUGUUAAACUGCUUGAGCCUGGUUAUCUGAAACUCAAGACUGUUCAACUUUGUGUGAAAAUUGCAGUUGAAAUGCCAGCAGUUGGCACUGGACUGAUUAAUGGAAUUUGUGACAGAGCUAUCGGUAUUAGACAGUAAAUAUGCAGGCUGGGGGAUGGACUGAUAAUUCUGUCCUUUGCCGAAAGGCACUGUAGAAAUACAGGAUAUUGAUAGAUGAAGCAGAAUUCUCAUACAGUGUUCUCAGUACUAUGGCAACCAGAAGUUGGAAGAAUCUUCAUUUGGUUUUGAUCAUCUGAUAUGUACUGACUAUGGGAGCUUCAUGUGGUUUUAGUGUGACUAAUAAUUUGAGAUAUUGGCGUUGGACUAGAUGAUCUUGCUGAGGUUCCUUCCAGCUUAAAUUUUUAAAUACUUCUGCAGAUUUUGUGUUUGUAUAAACGUUGACAUAGAAAGCAAGAAAAAGAAUGCAAAGGGAGAGCAGUGCAAAGGCUUAUACAGAGUUUUUGUAUCCUUCAUAAACAGGAGACUAUAAAUAGUUGAAAAUGUGUAAAAGAAAAAGGUAAAUGCUAGCUAUUAAAAAAACCAACCAAACAAACUGCAGCAAGAAGAGAGGAUUUGGUGUCAUUUAACCAGAAGGAAAAUGUCCUCAGAAGACCUUAAUUAAAGCCUGAGGAGGGUCAUUUGAUAAAGGUACUGGAGUUUCAAAGAACUUUAAAUACCUUUGAGUGGGAAUUAUCUAAUAGCCAGUGUCACACAGUGUCCUGGGGAAGUAGCCCAUCAAUUAUAAGUGGCUGUUCUUAACCUAGCAGUUGGAUAAUACAGGAUUCAUCUGGCAGCACCAUCAGUUAUUUAUGUUUCCUAAUUCUAAGAAAUAUUGUAGGAAACGUGAUCAACAAAUACUCUUUUAAAGGGACUAAUGAUUUGCGUUAGAGACAGAAAAGAGGAAAGAAGCUGCUUUGAGUAGAAAUAUCCCUGAAUUUGUGCAGUGAUAGUAAUACUUAAUGCAAAACGUGAUCCUUUAUUCUGAGGCAUGUCAUCAAUGUGCCCAAAGGUGCAAAUAAUCUGUAACAGAAAUUUAUUUUUUUUUUUAAAAUAGAAUAGAUUAGUGUGGCAAUGGCUGGAAAUGCAGAGGUGUGCAUUCUGCCUGGUUCUGAGAACAUUUCUUUCUUCAGGUGCUGGUAACAAGUUGUCUUCCAGCUACCUCUGCUGCCUGCAGCUUGCAGGUCGUGUCACCACGUACUUGUGCAGACACUUGGUGUCUGACCUGUUUAAUGAAACAGCUACAACCCAUGGCUGUGGAAAAGCCCACAGUGUCACCCUCAGCUUGGGUGUUUUCUUCCUAGGGAGGGUGAUUGAGAACCAUGCAGGUGUACAGGGUGUUUGUCGUCCCUGUGUGUCAGCGCUGGUCGGAGGUGCUGGUAGGCACAGGCAGAACUGUACUGCAUCCCACGCUGUACUGCAAACCUGUCUGCCACUUCUGUUACUCUUUGUGCUGGAGUUACCGUACCCUAACCCACUGCUGUACCACCGAGGACUUUCUCCCUAUGCAUCCUCUUUUAAUUCCUAUGAUACAAUGAUACAGCCCAGUUGUAGAAGCAGCCAUUUGUCAGUCAUUUUUGUUACUGAUUUUUAAAACUGUUUUUUAACAACCGGGACAGUCGUAGUUUCAGACCUAGAUUUAUUACUUUGGCAUGUGCUCCUGUAUUCAGAAAAAAGAAAUUAAAUUGUAGAGAGCCUGAAUUUCACUUAUCAUCUGAUAGGACUUGUCUGUUAGACCAGCUCAUAUAAAUUGAGCUGCUCUACCUCACAGUAUUUAUCUUCAUAGUAGCAACAAAUUACAUGACAAAAUCUUUUUUUUUGUUCUUCUUCUCCCUAAGAAAUGUCAAAUUGGUGCAUGUCCUAUGGUUAAAUCUCACUAGCUUUGAAAUUAAAAUUUAGUAUUUAUUUACCUGCUUCUCUUUCUUUGAGGUCUGUUUUCUCCUGUCUCCUCUUUCUCCUUCCUGCAUACUGGUAUGUACAGAUGGAGUUUUUCAUGCAGACAGCAAACCCUGCUGGUGUUUGGCUGCUGUCCUCUUCACACCACCCAUUCUGCCCCUUGUGUUUCUUGUCUGUGUGAUGUGCAAGUUUGCUCUGGGCUCCGUUUUGGAGCAUGUCUCUCUUGUCCCUGGCCUUUGGGGGUUUUGCUGGGUUUUGUUUUGUUGGAAUUUCUUCUAAUGUCCCCUGACAGCAUUCCCUUAUUUCUCAUGACCAGAGCUUCCUGUUAUCUGAAGGCUCUUGCUCAAGUCUGUCCCCAGUCCUACACUGCAGUUCUCCCUGCUCCUUCUUUCAUUCUAAGUGUUGAAUGUGCAGAUUAUUCUUGAGAGAUGCAACAGACUGUGUACAAGUUUAAGCUUUGCUUCACCAAUCGGCGCUGCCCAGAAUGCGCUUGAUUUGCAAGCGUGGCAGAAACGGGAUGCAGAUGCAAUAAGACAAGUACAGACAAAGGGUUGUUACUUAAAACGUAUGAAUUACCAGUUGUUGCUCAUGAAGAACUGCCAAAGCGUGCUAAAAAAUCUGGUUUAGCCUAUGAUGUGUAUCUAGGAGGCUAUCAAGAAGAUUAAUAUAAAUGUAGGUAAUUCCAGGUCAGUGGUCAGAUGCAUGAAGUAACAUGAACUGAAAUUGUGAUACCUUGCUUAAGGUGUGUAAUUUCACUUGCAUAAAGAAAAAAAAAGUCUUUCCUUUGGCAUCAGCAAUGUUUAGGAACCUUAAUUCACUUUAUAAAUUCCUUUUGUGAAACUUGCACCCAGUAAAGGCCAAACGAAUACAUGGUGGUAACAGCAUGUCUAUUUUCCAAGAGGGUAGAAAUUUGCCUCCCCCAAAUUGCAGGUGGCAACUAUAUAUUUAAUGAGAAAGAUUCUUCAUUUGCGAAACCAAAGAACCUGCGUAGUAGAUAGUAGCAGUGUCAUGGAAGCAUGUAUAUAUGUGUGUGUCUCCAAUAUUUAUAUAUACAACCAUAUAUUCUCAUACCCAUACUGAAAUUUUUCAGUUUGCACCAUACAUUUCCAAAAUACCAUACACUAGUGAUACUGUUUAUAAAUGCAUAUUGUAUUCACUGAAUGUUUUGUAGUUACAUUUUUUUCUAGAAAAUUACACUUGUAGAUUAGUUAUUAUCUAUGUGAUCCUACUGAAUUAUCUUUAAUAUCCCAUAAUUAUUGCUGCACUUACUCUAUUGGAUGGAUAAUUGUUUAGAAAAAAAUGCUGGUUUGGCUAUCAUUGUUUGUGUUUUUUUUUUUUUCUUGGGAAAGUAUGUUUUUGUUGUGCUUAAUAAUGAAGUCCGGCAGUUCUGAAGAACAUUGAAUGCAUGUAAGUUUUUUAUGUUUUAUCCAAUAGUUAAUAUUUUUUGCAAGGAACGUUCUCAACUAUCAAUUGUCAAUCUUUAGUCCUGCUUAAGUAAUUUGUUAUAUUUAUCCCAAGGUCAGAGGUGUUGACUUAGUGAUUCAUAAAAUUUCUUUUACUAUUCAGAUAAAACUGAAGGUUGGCCUACCUCCUCCUGCUUGCAGAUCUGUGCCCAAAUUCUAUGUACUUGAAGAUAAAUAAACCCACUUGAAAAGA
Messenger RNA from Athene cunicularia (burrowing owl), 6993 nucleotides. It is a transcript of the gene PRMT3, whose product is annotated as protein arginine methyltransferase 3. The record is from RefSeq and is a predicted model, not a curated record. Gene Ontology annotation, biological process: peptidyl-arginine methylation. The transcript has 15 exons. Gene Ontology annotation, molecular function: protein-arginine N-methyltransferase activity. NCBI's taxonomy places the organism in Eukaryota, Metazoa, Chordata, Aves, Strigiformes, Strigidae. Gene Ontology annotation, cellular component: nucleus. The annotation marks the transcript as partial.